This is a messenger RNA of Acanthaster planci (crown-of-thorns starfish), 1731 nucleotides long. RefSeq names its product carboxypeptidase B-like. Gene Ontology annotation, molecular function: zinc ion binding; metallocarboxypeptidase activity. Gene Ontology annotation, biological process: proteolysis. The record is from RefSeq and is a predicted model, not a curated record. Lineage: Eukaryota; Metazoa; Echinodermata; Asteroidea; Valvatida; Acanthasteridae.
CGAGAAAACACCGCUUUGGGACAGCCCCUGCUCAUUUCGCUGAAGUGUCGACGAUGGCCGUGCUACGCUUCAUACUCCUGGCGGCGCUCCUGGGUCUUUGUCCCGCUGAAAAGAAAAGAUACGAUGGUUACAAAGUUCUUCGCGUGACGCCGGGUGAUGACUUUCAACUGCAGUCCAUUGUCAACCUGGAACGCAUGUUGGAAGACAAGGUUGACUUCUGGGCCAGUUCGCACCACAUCGGCAAGUCUGUGGAUCUGAUGGUAUCGCCGGAGGACGAGCACUCCGUCCAGGCAUUGCUCGACCAACAAGGCCUGGAAUCCACGGUCUGGAUCAGCGACGUCCAGCAACUCAUCGACGAGACCACCCCGGAGGAACGAGAGGAGAACAUCGCCGGGCUAGCCAACUUCCGAUACGAUCGUUACCAUUCCUUUGAUGACAUUAUCAAAUGGAUGAAGGAUGUUGCCGCUGAACACCCCAACAUUGCUUCCACUCAGGACAUAGGCUCCUCUUACGAGAAGAGGGUCCUUUCUCUUCUGAAGCUCGGAAAGCCUGGGAAUGGCAAACCGAUCUUCUGGCUGAUGAGUGGAACCCACGCCCGAGAAUGGCUGUCGCCAGCUACGCUUUUGAAAAUUGUGGACUUGUUUUUGACAAAUUAUGGGAACGGCAAUUCUGAUGUUGUCAACCUCCUGGACAAAGUGGAUUUCUAUCUCAUGCCGAUGUCCAAUCCAGAUGGCUACGAAUACAGCCGCUCGAGAGAUCGUAUGUGGAGGAAAACGCGUUCAACGGAGUCAUUAUGGUGCACUGGCACGGAUCCGAACAGAAACUGGGAUAUCAACUGGGGAGGCACUGGAUCUAGCGGGAAUCCCUGCUCGCAAACGUAUCGGGGUAGCAGUGCCUUCUCUGAGAUCGAGGUGAAAACAGUAGCGGAUUAUGUCAGAGGUCUCCAAGGGGUCAAAGUGUUUAUAGACUUGCACGCAUACAGCCAAUAUUGGACGGUUCCAUACGGCUACAAAUACGCCCGUCCACCAACCUACACAGACCUGAUGACCGUCACCAACAAAGCCAUGGCAGCUCUGAAGGCAGAACACGGAUUAACCUUCGCCACUGGCACUACUGCUGAAGUAAUAUACUUGGCCAGUGGCAUAAGCGCAGACUGGGCCUACGAGAAAGCUAACAUCCCGUACUGCUUCGCCCCGGAGCUGAGGGACAAAGGCUACUACGGGUUUUUGAUGCCAGAGUCCCAAAUCUUGCCCAGCGCCGAAGAGGUGUUCGCGGCCAUUAAGGUCAUCGGGAACUACAUUAUAUAGCUGAACUUAGCUACGCUGAUCAAUCGCUAGAAAUGGCGCCUAUGCUAGACGGUAAUGGUCAGCGCAUGUUUUUCCAACGGCUAGGGCCCAUUUGAUUAGAAGUGGAUAAACAGGUUAAUUUACAAUUUACAAAGUCAUGGAAUCACCACUUGCUCUCUGGACUAUUUUGGACAUAGAUUAGAUUAGAGUUUAGCUGCUUGAUAGUGUAUGGAGCUGCAAAUUGGAGUUCUUUGCAGCCAUCUCCAGUGCAUUCCUAGCCUGUGUCUGCCUGUUUAAUCAUGAAAGUCGUAAUGGAGAAUUCUGACAGUUGCAAGUUUUACAAAUGCUUGCUUGGCGGCUCGAAGUGAUAUUUCUGUUGGGGUGAAACCUACGCAAAUUAGGUCAAGUUCAUUGUGUGCUCUAUUGCUUCAGGGAAGAUUCAGCA